This is a messenger RNA of Cricetulus griseus (Chinese hamster), 748 nucleotides long. NCBI's taxonomy places the organism in Eukaryota, Metazoa, Chordata, Mammalia, Rodentia, Cricetidae. The record is from RefSeq and is a predicted model, not a curated record.
AUGGGAGCCGCCCGCCUGCUGCCUAACCUUACUCUGUGCUUGCAGCUAUUGAUUCUCUGCUGUCAAACGCAGGGGGAGAAUCACCCGUCUCCUAAUUUUAACCAGUACGUGAGGGACCAGGGUGCCAUGACUGACCAGCUGAGCAGACGGCAAAUCCGUGAGUACCAGCUCUACAGCCGGACCAGUGGCAAGCAUGUGCAGGUCACCGGGCGUCGCAUCUCUGCCACUGCUGAGGAUGGCAACAAGUUUGCCAAGCUCAUCGUGGAGACGGAUACAUUCGGCAGCCGGGUGCGCAUCAAGGGGGCAGAGAGCGAGAAGUAUAUCUGCAUGAACAAGAGGGGCAAGCUGAUUGGGAAGCCUAGUGGGAAGAGCAAAGACUGCGUGUUCACCGAGAUCGUACUGGAGAACAACUACACAGCCUUCCAGAACGCCCGGCAUGAGGGCUGGUUCAUGGCUUUCACUCGGCAGGGCCGGCCUCGCCAGGCCUCCCGAAGCCGCCAGAACCAGCGAGAGGCCCACUUCAUCAAGCGCCUCUACCAGGGCCAGCUGCCUUUCCCCAACCAUGCCGACAGGCAGAAGCAGUUCGAGUUCGUGGGCUCGGCCCCCACCCGCAGGACCAAGCGUACUCGGAGGCCCCAGCCCCAAACGUAAUCAGGGAGGCCAUAGCGAGCAAACCGGGUAGAUGCCCCUCGGCAGCCUUUUUUCUCUUCUUUAACGCAUCCAAAGAUGGGGGCUGGGUGGAAGUUGG